Messenger RNA from Dovyalis caffra, 3216 nucleotides. NCBI's taxonomy places the organism in Eukaryota, Viridiplantae, Streptophyta, Magnoliopsida, Malpighiales, Salicaceae. The record is from the annotation of a GenBank genome assembly.
AUGGGGGUGGCUGAUGUAGAUGGGCCAAUGCAGGGGCUGACUGGUGGUGGUGGUGGUGAGGAGAAAAUUUUGGUUUCAGUCCGGUUGCGGCCUUUGAAUGAGAAGGAAAUCACAAAGAAUGAUGUAUCAGAUUGGGAAUGCAUUAAUGAUGACACUGUCAUAUACAAGAAUAACCUUUCAGUGUCAGAGCGUUCCAUGUAUCCAACAGUUUAUACAUUCGAUAGAGUAUUUGGGCCAAGUUGCUCCACAAGACAAGUCUAUGGAGAAGGAGCCAAGGAAGUUGCUCUUUCAGUAGUCAGUGGGAUAAACUCAAGUGUAUUUGCAUAUGGACAAACAAGUAGUGGAAAAACAUUCACUAUGAGUGGAAUUACCGAGUACACUGUAGCAGAUAUAUAUGACUAUGUCGAGAAGCAUAAGGAAAGAGAGUUUACUUUGAAGUUCUCUGCCAUGGAGAUUUACAACGAAUCUGUCAGAGACCUCCUCAGUACAGAUACAACUCCUCUUCGACUUCUAGAUGAUCCAGAGAGAGGCACUGUUGUGGAGAGGCUCACAGAGGAAAUUAUAAGGGACUGGAAUCAUUUUAAAGAACUUCUAUCUGUCUGUGAAGCUCAGAGACAAAUAGGGGAGACCUCCCUUAAUGAAGCAAGCUCUAGAUCUCAUCAGAUUCUGAGGCUGACGAUUGAAAGUUCCGCGCGUGAGUUUGUAGGCCAUUACAAGUCCAGCACUCUUGCUGCCACUGUGAAUUUUGUUGAUCUAGCAGGAAGUGAGCGCGCUUCUCAGUCAUUAUCGGCUGGCAUGAGGUUGAAAGAAGGUUGCCACAUAAAUCGUAGUCUACUGACAUUGGGAACUGUUAUCCGUAAGCUAAGCAAAGGAAGAAAUGGACAUAUUCCGUUUAGAGAUUCAAAGCUGACUCGAAUAUUGCAGUCCUCUUUAGGAGGCAAUGCUAGGACUGCCAUCAUCUGUACCAUGAGCCCUGCACGAAGCCAUGUUGAACAAUCUAGAAACACACUUCUGUUUGCAAGUUGUGCUAAAGAAGUGACAACCAAUGCACAGGUCAAUGUAGUCGUCUCUGAUAAAACACUGGUAAAGCAACUGCAAAAAGAAUUGGCUAGAUUGGAAAGUGAAUUGAAAAAUACUCGACCAGAUUCCGUCAGAUCAGACUCCACUGCAGUACUGAGAGAAAAAGACCUUCAGAUUGAAAAGCUAAUGAAAGAGGUUGCAGAGCUGACUCAGCGACUCGAUCUUGCUCAGUCUCAGGUCGAGAAUCUACUGCAAGCAUCUGAAGGUGACAGAGCUUCAACGAUAUGGCCAGAUCCAGAUCAUCACUACCCUAAAUUGCGAGUGCGGAAUUCCUUCAGAUCUGACAAUUCAGUAUCAUGUUCACUCAUUUCAGAAGAUCCUCCCUCCCUAGAUCUAGGUGCCAGAUCUUUUGAUGCAUCAGAUGUGCCAAGUAGCAUAAGUUCUGAGGCAAACUCCAUCCAAUUCCCAGAGUUUGAAGAGAAUUACUUUCCAGAAAAUUUCUCUCUGGAGCACGCAAUUAGCACCUCUAAUUUUGUAGGAAAUGAUCUGCAUGAGAAAAAGGAUGCUGAAGAACAAACUAAUCAAAAUUUUGAUGAUAAUUGGAAGGAAGUUCAAUGCAUCGAAGUGGAAGAGUCAAGCAUAAACCAAUAUCCAAAUUCGAAGACAUCAGAGUCUAGGCCAUACAGAUUUGAAGAACCUAAUUCGCCUCCUCCAGAUAUAAAAACAGAUACCUUAGGUUUAACAAAGGUCGGAAAUGAAGAGAGAGCAAAUCAAGAAUUCAAAUCACCUCCAUUGAAGGAACAAAAGGAGUUGAAUGGUAUGCAAUCCACUUUUACUGUACCAUCUCCUGAAAAGCCCUCUCCAUGGCUGCUGGAAGCAAGCCUGUCUGAAUCAACAAGAGAAUUCAAGUCACCCCCAUUGAAGGAACGGAAAGAGUUGAAUGGUAUGCAAUCCACUUUUAUUAUACCAUCUGCUGAAAAGCCCUCUCUAUGGCUGCUGGAAGCAAGCCUGUCUGAAUCAAGAAGCUUUUUGAUCAGGAGUAGAAGUUGUAGAGCAAGGCUUAUGAAUAACUCCCCAGGUUUCUGUUUCGAGAAAGUAGAAGAUAAUGAGAGCACGCCAUCAUUUGGGUUUGAGAAAGAUUUCCCCGGGAGACCUGAGGGUUUUCUAAGGAAACCUACUGCAUUGAAGUAUGAUCUUGACGUCGAAAGGUUUUCAAGAAAUGUAUCUCAGAACUCUAUGUUUAGUUGUGCUGUUAAUGAGCUCAAAGAGGGAAGUGUUGGAACUUCACCUGAUUGGAGGACUGCAAGUGUUGGUAACUCAGAUGCGGGAUUGCUGUACAUGGCUGAUGAUUUGGCACAAGAAACAACAGAAGAGAACUCAGAGAAUGUAGAAGAUGAUGGCUUGGAAGCAACGCGAGAUAAUGUGUCCGCAAAGAAAGUAAAAGACGUCGGCAUGGAUGCAAAGCAAGAUAAUUUGUGUGCAAAAAAUGUAAAAGAUCUUGGCUUGGAUGCACUGCAACAUAAUGUGUCUGCAAAGAAAAUAAAAGAUAUAGGCUUGGAUCCAAUUCAAGACGGUGUGUCAGCAAAGAAUGUAAAAAAUGUUGGCUUGGAUCCUAUUGAAGAUGAUGCAGAAAGUGCUUCAAAAUGGCCAUCAGAAUUUAAGAGGAUGCAAAGCAAGAUCAUCGAACUUUGGCAUGCCUGCAAUGUCUCACUGGUCCACAGGACCCACUUCUUCCUGCUAUUUAAAGGUGAUCCUGCAGAUUCUUUUUAUAUGGAGGUAGAGAUCAGGCGAAUGUCCCUUCUAAAGGACACAUUAUUCAGGGGUAGCGGAACUAUUGUUCAUGGACAAGUUCUAACAUCCACCUCAAGCAAGAAGGCUUUGAGUCACGAGAGGCAGAUGCUGGCCAGGCAAAUGCACAAGAGGCUCACUAGAGAAGAAAGAGAGAAUCUUUUCCUGAAGUGGGGUAUUCCAUUAAGCGGAAACAAUAGAAGGUUGCAGCUGGUCCAUCGCUUAUGGACCAAGACAAUAGAUAUGGACCACAUCACAGAAAGUGCCACUCUUGUGGCAAAGCUAGUUGGUUUUGGUGAGCAAGAGCAGGCUUUGAAGGAGAUGUUUGGGCUGCUCAAUUUUACACCAACACAUCCAAUCAGGAGGAAGUCUUCUAUUUGGAAACGCAGCGUAUUAUCGUUCUUGUAA